AUGAUGAGCCCCUCGGAGGUCAUGGCAGCAGAAAUAUCAUGUCUGACAGGUGUUGAUACAGAUGACAAGGAUGCGGACCCUGAGAUCAACGCUCUCAUGCUCAUGCAAGAGCCGCUGAGAAUGACCUCCUGCACUGAUGCCUUCAGCAAGUCUUUGGGACAGCCGAACGGUGUCCUCGAUGUUCUUUCCAGUGAAGAUAUGUUAUCCCCAGUUGGUUUGGGUAAUGGACCUUCUGUGCAUCAGCCAACCGAGGCUCAUGAACUCAACAGCUUUUCCAAUGAUAAGGAGGAGGAAAAGAACAUUACACCACUUAAAACUGUGCAGGAAAUUGGUGUCAUGGAGACUCUCCUGGAGAGGAACCUAAAGAAGAAGCCCUGUUACCUGAUCGCCCAAAGAGACGGAAACGGAAAAUGGACAUGGUUGUAA
This is a messenger RNA of Knipowitschia caucasica, 426 nucleotides long. Lineage: Eukaryota; Metazoa; Chordata; Actinopteri; Gobiiformes; Gobiidae. The record is from the annotation of a GenBank genome assembly.